UCAAUUAUAUACACAGUGAAUUCCAUGAACACAAACGGGAAAUGGUCACAAUCACAGACACACAGAGUAAAUUGGCUUGUGUAAACUAAAAUCAAUUGGAUCAUCCAAUGUUUAUCUUUUAACUGCUAUUCUAGGCGCAGUCCCUCCAAGUAAGUGUUUGCUAUUGAAUUGGGUAUUACCACUCUGAGUGAAGUCCUUGAAAGGGAUCCCGGACUCAAAGUGCUCUCUUCACACAGAACCACGGCUCUGAUGGGCGAGUGCUAUUGACGCAGACAUUGGGUUUGCUUUGCAUUCAAUUCAUGGUUGAUCCUCAUCACGAUAAUGUCUUUAUUAGAAAAUAGUUUCAUCACAGAUGCUUUGCCACAGAUGAGCCACUGCAGACUAGAUAUGAGACCCAUAGUUAGAGCUAUGAUUGACACCUGCGUUUGUCCUACGCUCCUACUCAGUGAAAAGGUGGCAUGCAUCACGUCCUGAUAGAUAGAUUGACAAGUGGGCUUCAAGUGGUCUUCAUAGUGGGCCAAUGUUGGCCUACAGUAGGCAACUGAAGACGUUUGAAGUGGACAGGAAUUUGACUAUUUUAUACUUUCAAUCUGCAAUUAUCACUUGUUUUUAUGAUCUGCAAAUAUUAUAGAAUAUAUAAUUGUACAAAAACAAUGCAUGGUUUUAAUGACAUGGCGAUAUAUAUAUAUUUUUUAAAAGAUGUUAUUCAAACAACUGCAUGCAAAUGUUUUAAAUAUUUGCAUGCAAUAACCCAGAUCAAAACAAAGUGACACCACCCCUCCUGUAAUUGCACUUUCAGGUUGGAUGAGUUCAGCUACGCAGGGAAUGUCUGCAGAUAAUUAGAGAUAAGGAGACAAACUCACAGAGCACUGAGAUAUUGGAGCCGAGCUGGUGUUUCGCUCACUGUUUUGGAGCAAAGGCUCAGAAGGCGCUCGCUUGGUGGUCAUCAGUGGCUCACACACACACCGACUGACCAUUUCGCAUUGGGAAACAGGUAAACGUUUUUAAGGCCACCUGCAGGGACAAGGAACCAACAGAGACAGAUGGCGCGUUUCGCUUAAUCGACUCAUUUGUUGGGACCAUUACCGGAGGAGCAUAAACCGGAGGGAUGCACUAAGGACACGAGGAGAAGCCUCAUACGCAGCCCUCCUUACUUCAAGCACAGCGGGGGGCAGAGUCGACUGGACACUAGGUGCCCACUCUCUCCUCCAGUCAAGGAGUCCCUCCCAGUGUGUUUAUCAUUGGGGUGUAGAGCGCGGUAAUCCUCUUACUCCUGUCAACAGAGGCGGAGCGAUUCUUUUAUUGCGUAUUCACUUUUCGCUCUUUGCUUAUCGAGUGUGCGCCUGUGUGUGUGCCUGUUGAGAGGGAGCAAUGCACGGGGCGCGUCGUGGUCGAAGUGCGCCAACUCAAAAAGUGGGAUGAAUUCUGGUGGAAUAGCAGUUUAAACAUAGUCCAGCAGUGGCAGCAGCGGCGGCGGCGGCAGCGGCAGCAGCAAGACGACCAGAUGCGACCGCGGCGAUGAAUCGUCUGCGGACCCUGAGCGUCGAGGCGGCGCUGUUUUUCCUGUCCGUCGCUCAGCUCAGCCAAGCCCUCAGGUGUGUGUGUCACCUGUGCACGAACCACACGUGCGAGACGGAACCGGCCGGGGCAUGCUGGAACUCGGUGACGCUGGUCAACGGCAAGGAGGAGCGGGUCAAGUCAUGCCUGACGCCGGCCCAGUACAGCGGGCAGAUGUUCUGCCAAGGCUCCCGCAACCUGUCCAAGAGGCACUGCUGCUUCACCGACUUCUGUAACAACGUGACGCUGCACCUGUACUCAGACAGGCCGUCGGCGGAGCCGGGCUGGGCCGGGCUGGAGCUGGCCCUGGUGGUGGUGGUGCCCUGCUGCCUGCUGUGUGUGGCCGGCCUGCUGGGGGUCCUGGCCCUCCAGAGCCAGCGCUGCUCCUACCGGAGGGCCAACAAGCAGGACCCCGAGGAGCCGCUGGAGGACCUGGUCAUGUCCCCCGACAAGUGUCUGAAGGAGCUCAUCUACGACAUGAGCACGUCGGGAUCCGGCUCCGGGCUGCCGCUGCUGGUCCAGCGGACCAUCGCGAGGACCAUCGUGCUGCAGGAGUGCGUGGGGAAGGGCCGCUUCGGCGAGGUGUGGCGGGGGAAGUGGCGCGGCGAGGACGUGGCGGUGAAGAUCUUCUCGUCGCGGGAGGAGCGCUCCUGGUUCCGCGAGGCCGAGAUCUACCAGACCAUCAUGCUGCGGCACGAGAACAUCCUGGGCUUCAUCGCCGCCGACAACAAGGACAACGGGUCGUGGACCCAGCUGUGGCUGGUGUCGGAGUACCACGAGCACGGCUCCCUCUUCGACUACCUGAACUGCUACACGGUGUCUGUGGAGGCCAUGGUGCUGCUGGCCUCCUCCCUGGCCAGCGGCCUCGCCCACCUCCACAUGGAGAUCAUCGGCACGCAGGGGAAGCCGGCCAUCGCCCACCGGGACAUCAAGUCCAAGAACGUCCUGGUGAAGAAGAGCGGCGCCGCCGCCAUCGCCGACCUGGGCCUGGCCGUGAAGCACGACUCCAGCGCCGACACCGUCCACAUCCCCGCCAACCACCGCGUCGGCACCAAGAGGUACAUGUCCCCAGAGCUCCUGGACGACUCCAUCAACAUGGACAGCUUUGAGUCCUUUAAGAGGGCGGACAUCUACUCCCUGGGCCUCGUCUUCUGGGAACUGGCUCGCAGAUGUUCUGCCCAGGGGCUGAACGAAGACUUCCAGCUGCCUUACUACGACCUGGUGCCUACAGACCCGUCUGUGGAGGACAUGAGGAGGGUGGUCUGUGAGCAGAAGCUCCGCCCCAGCAUCCCCAACCAAUGGCAGAGCUGUGAGGCCCUGCGUGUGAUGGGGAAACUGAUGAGGGAGUGUUGCUACGGCAACGCGGCCGCGCGACUCACCGCGCUGCGGGUCAAGAAGACCAUCUCUCAGGUGACCGUACUCAAGGACGUCAAAGAUUAGACUUCAUCUCACCCCCCCCCCCCCCCCCCCCCCCGCCCACUACCCCCUGCUGCUCCCUCCCUCGUCCCCCUCGCUGACCUCCGCGCUCGCCGCCGACACGGACUGGCUGGAGAGGGAUUACCCUCGUCUGACUCUCUCCCUCCUUCGCCGUGGCGCCCCCUGCAGUUCAAGAGCACACAUCACAGGCGCACCAUGAGUUCAUGUCUGUUUGUCGACGCCAAAGGGGGUUGCUCAGGGGGUCACGGGCAGGCCGUGUCCCCGGGUAACGGCGAUGAACCGAGGCCGACCUCCGGUAAGUACAGGCGAGCUCUGUCAGGGAGCUCGUCUGGAGAGGCUUAUCGUAGACGAAGUGUGUUCUAGAUGUUUUACUACCUCACCCGCGUUCAAGUGCCCUGAAGCUUUAGGUCGCACGUUGGAAGCUGCUUCUGUGCCAUAAAUGCUAGUACACGCAUUGCAUUGUUCUAAGGGAGUGUGUACCUGUUUCUGUGUUUCUCAGUCACACGACCGCAGUGUAGGAGGAUUCAUGGAUUAGGCCACUCCCGGUUCAUGUUCUUCGGAUAAAAAUGUUCUCGAAAAAAAGUUUACUUUGACGUAUGUGUCGGGAAUACAGCCUUUUGUCUCAGAAGGAGUACCUUGAGUGUUUGUUUUAAGGAUCUAUUUAAAGCUCAGCUCCUAAAAGGUCCCGCUUCUAAAGAAUAUUGUAGAUUUAAAGCCUUUUGUUUAUGAACGUUCAGCACUUUAAUUACUGACCAUGGAAUGCUUUGUGAUGCAUAUUGAAUGUAUACAUGUCUUUUUGUACUUUCAAUGCUGAUAGCUUUUUUUUUUUUUAUUUUUUUUAUUCAUGUUGAUGGAAAAAUCUGUUCUCAGUAGGCCUACUGGUAUCUAUACCACCCAGACUCAAGUUAAUAACCUUAAAGUGAAUUAUUAACUUUGACGAUUAUGUGUUUGAAUUGUUGGUUGGUCGAAAUAUGAUGAAAUUAUUUUUAUAUGGAGUCUCAAAUUGUUUAACGUUGUCAUAUUGGAGGUAUUUACUUGGAGAAAAGACUUUCUAUCAGUUUUAGCGAAGAUGACGAUGAUGACUCUAUGGGCCCUAUAGGCGCAACCUUAUUUUAAGGUUGCGCCUAUAGGCCUACAUGUUUGUGUGCAUUCAAACAUGAUUUUCUUGAAUUGUGAGCUUCUUUGUGGAUGUUAACUGUCGCUGCAUACAUGAAUUUCUACAUUGCGUCUCCUGUAUUGAUCCCGAGUUUCUAAACUGCAUUCCAGUUCCUUUAAACUGUGGAGGAGACUUGAUCGUUUUCAUAAGCAACACACCUGUCAAACAAGUUGGUAAUUUACAUACUGGUCAUAUUCAAUGUUUACUUUGUUUGUAUUUGUAAAGCAAAUAGCCUGCUUUUUAUAUGUCAUGUACACAUUCAGUUCUCUAAUGUUCAUGUCAACGGUUUGACUUUAUCAUGACUUCUAUCGUGUGAGGAAAGAUUGUCUCCGAUGUAAACCCACAGUAAAUCAAACCUAGUGAAAUCACAAAGACACAACGUCUGUAUGUCUAAUGUCUAGCUCAAAGAUAGUUUUUAUAAUUACAGAUCUUGAAAAUCCAGAAUGAAAAGUAUUACUGUACACUGUACCAGUGUACCAGAUAUUCACUUGACUAACCAGUCCUGUUCAUUUCUCAAGUUUUAAUGAGGCCUUCAACUCAUUAGAUAGUCCCAGUCAUUUGAAACUGUUACAGCAGCCAGCACAUGCCUGUAAUGUAUGAACAUGGACAUGCUACGUAUGUAAAGUGCACACCCACGCCUAGCUUAGCAUAGCAUAGCAUAGCAUUAGCUCUUCUCUCGAAUGUGUUCUCAUCAAGGCACAGGUAACAGGUGACAACUAAUUGUACACAUGAAAUAUGUUUGUAAAAUCUGUUGAAGUCAUUCCAAAGAUAAAACUAUGAGUAUGUGCAACGUCUGGCUCCAACUCAUCGUGAGAUAUCGGUCAAUAUCUAUAUAUAUCUAUAUAGCCUAUAUAUUUAUAAACAUCUUGCUGUUUUUUCUCUUCUUAUCAGAUGCGGAUCUCGUUACGACAUGUUCUCUUGUGCAGUAUUUAUUGUAUAUAAGAGUGUGUUAUAUCAGUUGGUCAAUAAAUUAUUUUUCAAUAAGCGUA
Gadus macrocephalus (Pacific cod) is the source of this 5139-nucleotide messenger RNA. Its product is annotated as activin receptor type-1C. Gene Ontology annotation, molecular function: activin receptor activity, type I; ATP binding. Gene Ontology annotation, biological process: protein phosphorylation; nervous system development; activin receptor signaling pathway. The transcript has 9 exons. The record is from RefSeq and is a predicted model, not a curated record. Bases 1519 to 2997 code for a protein of 492 amino acids. Lineage: Eukaryota; Metazoa; Chordata; Actinopteri; Gadiformes; Gadidae. Gene Ontology annotation, cellular component: plasma membrane; activin receptor complex.